Diaporthe batatas is the source of this 2567-nucleotide messenger RNA. Its product is annotated as rDNA-binding RNA polymerase I transcriptional factor. Gene Ontology annotation, molecular function: RNA polymerase I core binding; RNA polymerase I general transcription initiation factor activity. Lineage: Eukaryota; Fungi; Ascomycota; Sordariomycetes; Diaporthales; Diaporthaceae. The transcript has 2 exons. Gene Ontology annotation, biological process: transcription initiation at RNA polymerase I promoter. The record is from RefSeq and is a predicted model, not a curated record. Bases 266 to 2320 code for a protein of 684 amino acids. Gene Ontology annotation, cellular component: nucleus.
AAAUUUUGGAAUUCCAACCCUCCCUGCCCACCACUACGAUCCAAUGGACAACUUCGUUGCCAUUCAGACCAGGCAGCUUUAACAGGAACAAUACCCAGGCAGCUUUAUUGUCUUUGCUGGAGGACCUUAACAUGUCCCAUCUGCUCUGCACAAAAACCCUAAACCCCGCCUCGCUCGACGCCUAAAAUCCGAACCCUUGAUCCAUCAGGCAUCCUCGACGGCCCCGACGUCAGCAUUGACCAACUGCGAAUCUGGUUCUUCCCCCAUGGCCACCCAUACACCCGUCAGAGCAGAGCGGCGGUCAUCGCCAUCCGCCAAGAGCUCUGCCCUGAAGAGCAUCCUGCGCACGAGUCUGACGACCUUGGGCCGUCGCGUGAGAGACGGCGAACAAGACCAAGACGCCGACCCGCAGAGUCCAACCAAGCGUCGCAAGACCGUCGUUUUCGACAUGAACUCCAACACCGUGCAGAGCAUUGCCCCGGCAACACCGGCCGAGUCAAAGGAGAAGGUCGAAGAGAUCAAGCAGUCAGUGGUCAAGGCUCUGAAGGAGAACAGCAUGGGCGAUCAAGAAGGCUAUGACACCCUGAAGGGCAUCUUCGAGAACGACCGACGCCGGAGGCAGACCCCCACUUCAAGCCAGGUCGACGACGAGGUCGACCCUGCCGAUCUUAUACACUACGUCAAGGCUCUCAAGGUGUGCGCACCUCAGCUCGGAAGAUCCUGCUCAGGCCUCGUGCACGAGGUCCUCAGCAUACCAUGGCUGGGCCGGCCUGACGACUUCGUGGACGCCUAUAUCGACUUCCUGGCCAACCUCGUUACCGGCCAAUCCAUCUAUCUCAGCAAUGUUCUCAGCAUGCUCGUGGAAAGAUUCCGGUAUUUCAGGGAGUUUGAGUGGAGGGCAGGCUUUUUCCCCGACGUCAGCUGCGAUGUCAUGAGGCGACGCCUCCAUCGAGCACUUGCCCACGUUCUGCAGCUGUUCCCCGCCGCGAGGCGUGUGCUUCUGUCUCUGGUCAACAAGGAAUUCCCUUUCUCCGACGAGUCCAAGAGCAUUCAUAUGGCCUUCGUACAGAACCUGCUGCGUCUGCGGGAAUAUGCACCGGACAUGGGCCCUGAGAUCAUGGAGCUGAUCACCGAUCGACUUGUCAAGAUUGAUGUCCAAAUCCAAGUCGACCUGGAUGAGGUCGAUGAUGACAUCGCUGCGGGUGUGAUCCAGCAGCUCCAAGCCUCCAGAGCGGAUGACCCCGACGAAGAUGAUAUGAGUGACGUCGAGAGUGUUGCAAGUGACGAGAGUGAUGAUCGCCAUGAGCUCAGCGGCAAGAUCCUCAAGGCGGCGCAGCAUAUCCAGAAGAUGGAUUUCAUCAUGAACAGCCUUUUCGAGCUCUACGAGCCUAUCUUCGCCGACCCCGACUCUGAUGCUGCAAGGGAUGUCUUCGAGAACAUGCUUACAGAAUUUGUGAACAUAAUCCUUCCCACAUACUCGAGUCGGCACACGCAGUUCCUCAUUUUCCACUUCAGCCAGCUUUCCGAGGACCUCACCGACCGGUUUGCUGGAGUCCUGCUCGACAUUGCGUUCGGCAAUCAGAACUCAAUGGUCACGAGGCAGAAUGCCGCCGCCUAUCUGGCCAGUUUCGCAGCUCGCGGGAAGAAGGUUCCUGCCGAGUCCGUGCGGACGAUAUGCACAGUGCUCAUCAAGCACAUCGACUCAUAUCGUUAUAGACACCAAGCGACUGCACGUCCAGACUUGAGGAGAUUCACCCCCUACUACGCUCUCUUCCAGGGCCUCCUCUACAUUUUCUGCUUUCGAUGGCGCGAUCUGGUGGUCGGCAAGCCCGACCUCGUCGAUCCUGAGGAUCCUGCUUCGUACAUGGGCCAAGAACUGGAGUGGAUGGAAGAGCUGCGCCCACUCCUCCGCGCGAACAUCUGGUCCGCGUUCAACCCGUUGCGGGUUUGUCAUCCUACCAUUGUGCAAGAGUUCGCCAAGCUUGCCGGUCACCUGAACUUCAUGUACGUCCACGACAAGAUCAACGCGAACCGACGGAUUUAUCUCUCUUCGUAUGUAUCCUCAAGCGUGGAGGCCUUGCGAGAGACAGCGAGCCACAACCCAUACGACGAAAGCUGGCUGCAGCUCACGCCAUACUUUCCCUUCGACCCUUAUCAGCUUCCCGAGAGCAGGCAUUGGGUCGACGGCGACUACAUACCUUACGAUCCUUUCCCGGGUCUUGAUGAUGAAGAGGAUGAGAGUGAUGAUGAAGAGCUUCCCGAGGGCAUGGAGACGUUUGAGGAGGACACAGAGACCGACGAGGGGAGCGGAAGACAAUAGGCGGUCAGAGGCGUUUUAGGACCUCGAGAUACAGGGGCAAGACGCGCAGGCAUAAAAGCAUUUGGUCAGGCGUUUAAGGGGUACAGAUACCAAGCAUCGGAUAUGGAACAGCGUUCGUUCGGAGACGUUAUGAGAAUUUGGCUGUGUUGGCUGCGGCAGAUGUGACCAGAGGAGCUACAUUUGACCCAUUUCUGAAAAGUCAUGUGUAACACAAAAUCUGCAAAAUCACAUUAAUUUUAGAAGAAAA